GGAAUAUUUGGUAAAAAAAUAUUUGGCAGCAUUUGUAAGGGAAUAUUUGGUGGCAUUUGUAAGGAGGUUACAUUUGGUGAUAUUUGUGAGAGAACAUUAGAUAAAUUUAAAAAAAAAUUAUUUAAUGGUUGUGAUGAAAAAUUAUUUGUUUAUAAAGGUAUUUGUGAAGUUACUUGUAAAAGUGCUUGCAAAAGUGAUUGUAGAAGUAGUUGUGAUGAUAAUUGUGAUGGCAUUUGCAAUAGCAAUUGUGAUAACAAAUUAACUAAUAAUUGUGGAUGA
Molecule: messenger RNA, 279 nt
Organism: Racocetra fulgida
Lineage: Eukaryota; Fungi; Glomeromycota; Glomeromycetes; Diversisporales; Gigasporaceae
Source: the annotation of a GenBank genome assembly